AUAAAUCAGGUUGCCCUGCCAUCGAACCAGUGGCAGAUCGAGGUCGAGAACUGGUAUGCCUGAGUGAUGUCAGUAAUGCAGACGCGCCUGGUUAUGCAGGCUACAGGACCAAGCACCGAGUCGAUACGUCAAUACAUCGUGCCGCCUGCGACAGAGGCCCAGAAACAGCUCUGCCGGGCGCAGAGGGUGCGAGUUGGUCAGGGCUUCAGCAAUAUCUCUCUCCUUGGUCUGUUGCUCGUGGCAAUCCUAGGCGUAUUGAUAAUCUUGGCGAGUUUAGCUCUGGAUUCUGUUGUCAGCCGUCUCAGUCAAGUAUCCAAGGCCAGGGUAGCGCGUUCCUUGAGGAGCUGGAAUCACAACUAUGUGCUUCAGAUUCAGCGACUUGCGUAUGAGGGGCAGUCAGAGCGAAAGUGGGAAAACAUCGAUGGUGAGGUACCCGUCACGUCGGAUAGUGAAUCGCUGGGACCACUAGGGCAGGGCAGUCCGGUCGUGCCACCGGCGUAUGUUAAUCUGUCGUUUGAGACGAAAGAGUCGAGUGCGGAGAGCAGGCGUCUCAUCC
Lasiosphaeria miniovina is the source of this 556-nucleotide messenger RNA. RefSeq lists its product as uncharacterized. The annotation marks the transcript as partial. The record is from RefSeq and is a predicted model, not a curated record. The transcript has a single exon. NCBI's taxonomy places the organism in Eukaryota, Fungi, Ascomycota, Sordariomycetes, Sordariales, Lasiosphaeriaceae.